Molecule: messenger RNA, 6993 nt
Organism: Apus apus (common swift)
Lineage: Eukaryota; Metazoa; Chordata; Aves; Apodiformes; Apodidae
Product: phospholipid-transporting ATPase ID-like
Exons: 28
Coding region: 812-4345 (1177 amino acids)
Biological process (GO): Golgi organization; phospholipid translocation
Cellular component (GO): plasma membrane
Molecular function (GO): magnesium ion binding; ATPase-coupled intramembrane lipid carrier activity; ATP binding
Source: RefSeq, a predicted model, not a curated record
UUGGCCAGAAGCCAAGUCCAGUAACUGAAGUCAGAAGUAGGGAACUUGGAGUAAGUUCAGUUACCAGGACGCUGUGUGGCAGAUUUUCAGGGUCUGGGAGACGAGCAGGCGAUGCCCGUUUCUCCAGGUGAAGAAGCUGGGCUCUCUUAGAUGAAACGUCCUGGUGCUGGAAGCCCAGGCGAAGCUGUCGGUCUUGGGAGGGGAUAAACUGCCUGUAAAUGAGAAGAGAGAAGUGCACCAGAGUGCCAUGGAGGGCAGCAACUUUGUUGCUCUGACUUUUACAAGCCUUCAAGGGUAAGAUUUAACACUCUCCUUCCGCCUGCUCGUUUCCUCUGACAGUUUUGGGGGGGGGGCAGAAACUUGCAGGUUUUUGUUUUGGUUUUUGGUUUUUUAAUUAUUUUUUUUAAUUAUUAUUAUUUGUUUUUUUAAAUCCUCAAGCCCCAGAGCUUUCCAAAGCUUAAUCAAAGUGCUCCGGGUCGAGCUUUUUCAGGGUAGACUUCUGGGUGGAGUAAGCUGAGCUGUGCGGGGUUCCCAGCAGCAGCAGCCGGCCGGGGAAGCUGCUAUUAUUGUUGGCGUUGUUUGGGAGGGAGCAGCCUGCCUUUCCGCGGGGGAAACUCUCCCUCCUCAGCUGCUGUGAGGUAAUUUGAGAGUGGCAACUAACUUACCCCAAAGGAGCCGAAUGCAACUUUUUGACUUGCCACCCUGGUGUCAGUUUAAGGGGUGUUUUAAUGAAGACAGAUGGAAGAUACUGGAUCGUGGCUUUACUACGUGGCAGAAGUUCCAUGGAGUUGGACUAAAAUAAAGUUUUGGGAUGUCUCUAUUUGGAUUAAAAUUUGGAAAGAAGAAAUUGAAAGAGGAAGAGAGACAACUUCAAGCAAACAACCGGGACUUCAAUCUACAGUUUGAAUAUGCUAACAAUACAAUUAAAACAUCAAAAUACAACUUCUUCACUUUCCUGCCUCUCAACCUGUUUGAACAGUUUCAGCGAAUAGCCAAUGCUUACUUUCUCUUCUUGCUGAUACUGCAGCUGAUUCCUCAGAUCUCCUCACUGGCCUGGUUUACAACGGUGGUGCCCCUUGUGCUGGUGCUGGCUGUGUCAGGAGUCAAGGAUGCCACUGAUGAUUUUAAUCGACACAAAAGCGACAAACAAGUCAACAACCGCCCAGUCCAGGUCCUGAUCAAUGGCAUGUUGAAAGAUGAAAAAUGGAUGAAUGUCCAAGUGGGGGAUAUAAUAAAACUAGAAAACAACAACUUUGUGACGGCCGAUCUGCUGCUGCUGUCGAGCAGUGAGCCACACAGCCUGACAUACAUCGAGACUGCUGAGCUGGACGGUGAAACAAACUUGAAGGUGAAACAGGCACUGACAGUCACUGCAGAGCUUGGAGAAGAUCUUCAGAAACUGACAGAGUUCAAUGGUGAAGUUAAGUGUGAAGCACCAAAUAACAAGCUGGAUAAAUUCACAGGAACUCUUACUCUUCGAGGAGAGAAGUAUGCCCUGGACAACGAGAAAAUGUUGCUGAGGGGCUGUACAAUUAGGAACACAGAAUGGUGCUUUGGUCUCGUUAUUUAUGCAGGGCCAGACACCAAACUAAUGCAGAACAGUGGAAAAACAACUUUUAAACGCACCAGCAUUGAUCGGCUCAUGAAUGUCCUUGUGUUGGUGAUCUUCGCAUUUUUAGGACUGAUGUGCCUUAUCCUAGCCAUUGGCAAUGGCAUCUGGGAGCAUGAUAAGGGCUAUUACUUCCAAGUCUAUCUGCCCUGGGCAGAAGGCGUCAACUCUGCCUCCUACUCUGGCUUCCUAAUGUUCUGGUCGUACGUGAUCAUUCUAAACACAGUGGUGCCAAUUUCACUCUAUGUCAGUGUAGAGAUUAUACGCUUGGGUAACAGUUUCUACAUUGACUGGGACCGUAAAAUGUAUUAUCAGCUGAAUGACACACCAGCCCAGGCUCGUACCACCACACUCAAUGAAGAACUGGGGCAGAUCAAGUACAUCUUCUCAGACAAAACAGGAACUCUCACUCAGAACAUCAUGUGUUUCAACAAAUGCUCCAUCAAUGGCAAAUCCUACGGUGAUGUGUAUGAUAUGUCUGGGCAAAGGGUAGAAAUAAAUGAGAACACAGAGAAGGUUGAUUUCUCAUACAACCAGUUAGCCGACCCAAAGUUUGCCUUCUAUGACCACAGUCUGGUGGAAGCUGUGAAGCUGAGUGAUGUUCCCACGCACAGGUUCUUCCGGCUGCUCUCACUUUGUCACACAGUGAUGUCAGAAGAGAAGAAGGAAGGUAACUUGGUCUAUCAGGCCCAGUCUCCUGAUGAGGGAGCUCUUGUAACUGCUGCCAGAAACUUUGGAUUUGUGUUCCGAGCUCGCACACCCGAGACUAUAACGGUUGUGGAAAUGGGAGAAACAAAAAUCUACAAACUUCUGGCUAUUCUUGAUUUCAACAAUGUUCGCAAGCGAAUGUCUGUUAUUGUGCGGAGUCCAGAAGGUGACUUGACUUUGUACUGCAAGGGGGCUGACACCAUCCUUUAUGAACUGCUUCAUUCAUCCUGCGAGUCUCUCAAAGAGGAGACUACAGAACACCUGAAUGAAUUUGCUGGUGAAGGUCUGAGGACACUUGUGGUGGCCUAUAAAAACUUAGAUGAAGACUACUUUCAGGACUGGAUCAGGCGUCACCAUGAAGCAAGCACUGCCUUGGAAGGACGAGAAGAGAAAUUGUCAGAGUUAUAUGAAGAGAUUGAAAAAGAUCUAAUGCUUCUAGGUGCUACAGCGAUUGAGGACAAGUUACAAGAUGGAGUCCCACAGACAAUUGAGACUCUUGCCAAAGCCAACAUUAAGAUAUGGGUUCUUACUGGAGACAAACAAGAGACAGCAAUGAAUAUUGGUUACUCCUGCAACUUGUUGUAUGAUGACAUGGAAGACAUUUUCAUUAUUGAAGGCAGCACAUCUGAUGAUGUACUUCAUGAGCUCAGGAAUGCAAGGAAAAAGAUGAAGCCAGACUCCUUUCUGGACAGUGAUGAAAUCAACAUUCAGUUUGAAAAAUCAUCAAAAAUCCCAAAAGUUUUACCUGAUGAGCAAGCAAACGGGGUGUAUGGUCUGGUUAUCACUGGCCACAGCCUGGCUUAUGCGCUGGAAGGGAAUCUGGAGCUGGAGCUGGUGAGAACUGCCUGCAUGUGCAAAGUGGUGAUCUGCUGCCGAGUGACCCCGCUGCAGAAGGCCCAGGUGGUGGAGCUGGUGAAGAAGUACAAGAAGGCUGUGACCCUGGCAAUUGGAGACGGUGCCAAUGAUGUCAGCAUGAUCAAAACUGCCCACAUCGGGGUUGGCAUCAGCGGCCAGGAGGGGAUGCAGGCCGUGCUGUCCAGUGACUUCUCCUUCGCCCAGUUCCGCUACCUGCAGCGCCUCCUCUUGGUCCAUGGCCGGUGGUCCUACAUCCGCAUGUGCAAAUUCCUCAAAUACUUUUUCUAUAAGAACUUUGCCUUCACACUAGUGCAUUUCUGGUAUGGCUUCUUCUCUGGCUUCUCAGCACAGACUGUCUAUGACGAGUGGUUUAUUACACUUUACAAUUUGGUAUAUACCUCCCUCCCGGUGCUAGGAAUGAGCCUCUUCGAUCAGGAUGUGGAUGAUCGUUGGAGCAUGCUGUUUCCCCAGCUAUAUGUGCCUGGCCAGCAAAAUCUCUACUUUAACAAAGGGGUGUUCAUCAAGUGCAUGUUGCAAGGGAUCUACAGCUCCCUCAUUCUCUUCUUCAUCCCCUUUGGGGCCAUGUACAAUACUAUGAGAAGUGACGGAAAGGCCAUUGCUGACUACCAGUCCUUUGCACUGAUGGCUCAGACGUGCUUACUGAUUGUGGUGUCUGUACAGAUUGGCUUGGACACCUCUUACUGGACAGUUGUGAACCAGUUCUUCAUCUGGGGCAGCCUGUCUGUUUACUUUGCUAUCACCUUUACCAUGUAUAGUGAUGGCAUGUACCUGAUCUUCACAGCCUCCUUUCCAUUCAUUGGUACUGCUCGAAACACCCUGGGCCAACCAAACGUGUGGCUAGCAAUCUUCCUCAGCAUCGCCCUCUGUGUGCUGCCUGUAGUUGGCUUUCGGUUCCUGAAGGCUCAGUUAAAGCCAACUCCCAGCGAUAAAGUCCUGCUCAAGAUUAAAGAAGCCAAAAAGAGGCCACCUCCACCCUCACCCAAGAGACGCCUGCGCCGGACCAGCACGCGGCGCUCGGGCUACGCCUUCUCCCACCAGCAUGGCUUUGGAGCUCUCAUCAUGUCGGGGAGAAACAUGCGGCCAAAAUCACCUUUUGCCACAACAGGAACAUUUUCACCAAAUAGUGACAAACAUAAACACAGAGAACUGUAAAAAAAAAAAAAAAAAGAGAGAGAGAGAGAGAGAGAGAGAAAGGGAAAAAAAAAAAAAAAGACAAAAAAAGACCAAAAAACCAUAACAAAGCAAACCAAAUUAAAGGGCUGUCAGGAGAUUAAGAGAGGAGGGUGUGCUCCCUGCAAGGCAUGGAGCUGAUGGCCACCUAGAGGUCAUUCCUCUAGUAAAUCCAUGACUCGGGCCUUUCCUUUCACUCAGGUGCACCUUCUGGCUCCAGCUUCUCUUCCAAAGACGUGCUGCUGCUGGGGAAGGCAGGCAGGCUGAACUAGAGCUGUGGUGUGGUAUCCCAGAGGGCCUCCCUGGAAAAAGACAGAACUUGCUGCAGGAGGCUUCUCUGCUCCCUGACAUUGUUCAGAAUGCUAUUUUUCUAUUUUUUUCCCUGCCUUUACAUACCUCAGACCAAAGAGAAGUCAAAGCUGAGGAAAAGGCUGGAUUUGCGAUGUCUUCCUCAUUCACGUGCCUGCCCUUCUGUCAUGAAUCCACUCUGGGCCCUAUCUCUGGGGAGCCAGUAUUGUCCUCAGGUGUGCCUUAGGUCCAGCCACACAACCCCCAAAUCCCCAAUCUUUGUAAUAUGUGUGAUUUUGUAGCCUUUUGACUGUACACAAGCACUUUGGAAGGCAUGAGUUGCAAAUAACCUCCUUCCAAACAAAUGGUUAAUGCAGUCUCUCGAGAGAUGGCCAGUGCCCAAACACCACCCUCUUCCACUUCUGCAGUUGGGAAGUGUUGCAAGCUCAGAGAAACCCUGAGCCGGUCAAAGGACAAGGACCUGAUGUUCCUCAUCCUGCCUUGUUUUAUCUGCAUUGCAAAUCUGCUCUUGUAAACAGCUGCUGCCCUCAGAGCCCUCUCAGGUUCUGUAGCUGGGCACCAGCCAUUUCAUUUAGACUUAAAAUCAAAGGGCAGAGGAAGCUCAGGUUCCCAUAUGGAUCAAGCCAUAAAAUCUGGCCUUGAGAAGCCCCUGUCAUGGUUAGGGCUCACCUGAGCUGCCAGCACCAGGUGUCCCUCCGCCCAAAACAGGCAGAAGCAGAGGCACAUCUGAUCUGAUGGUGAUCACACAAGCAGUAUCAGAGGCAGGGAUGCUAUUUCACGGCUAGCUCAGGUUGUCCUGCCCUUUCCUCCACUGCUGCCUUUGCUCAGUGGGAGUGAUGAAGCAUGACCUGGUGGCUCCUUCACCUCCCCGGGCGAGCCGUGUGGUCACAUUUUGGUGGAACUUGGUGAAGGCUGAGGUCCCUCUGCAGAGUUCUUCUGUCCUGGCUAAUAUUUAAUUUCAGAACAGUUCAUCUGUCCCUCAGGAGUUGCAGAGUUCAGAAUCCUACCAGCCUUGCUGCCAGCAGAGGGACCUGAAGUGCACAGACACAGCCAAAGACAUGGUGAUCCUCGGAGCCUGGGAUUUGCUCACUGUUUUGUUACACCAGCUCCAUGAUCAGCAGGGUUACUGGGUAGAAGGCCGGCCCGGCAGCAUGAGAGCCUGUCCUGCCAGCACUGCUGAGCCGUCUAAAUUGAGGUCUUUGUGCAGAGGACUAAGCAGGGUUGGCUGUUUUUUUGUUUGGUUGUUUUUUGUUUGUUUUUUUUUUUUUUAUUUCUGGUUUUUGUUUUGGGCUUUUUUUGUUCUUGUUUUUUUUUGGGGGGGGUGGUUUUUUUGUUGUUGUUUUGGGUUUUUUUACAGCUUUAGAAUCCUUCCGUGUUUGAAUUGGAUUUUUUUUUGCACAAUAACCAUCUGGUAUUUAUUUGGACCUCUCUCUGCCUUCAGUUUCUGAGCUAUCAGUGGAGGUAAUGUGUGGUGGCAACAGACCAGACAGGUCCCCAUUUCAUCCAGUCAGCACAGAACACCUUGCUGCCUGCAGUCCCAGAUUCACCAGUUACUGUGUGAGAUUAUUUAAACUCUAAUUGAAGGUUUAACAUCUCUGCUUUCAUCUCAGCACAGAAAAAAACCCACAACAGUCUGUUGCACCUGCCGUUUUGGGAGGCUUGGUGGUAUUACAUUUCAUACACAGCCAGUGCAAAACUGGAGCUGUGACUUGAUUCAGACUUCAGCAGCCAGGAGCAAAGUCUAAUCUAAUCAUCAUCUCCCCUGUAAGGAGAUCUUUAAGUACAGUGAGAGCCCACACUCGGACUGAGGAAAGCAGUGUGAUUGUUAGUGCUUCUCACCACCCUGUUACUUACCAGUCACUUUGCAGGGACAAUCAUGGCUUUCUGAUGAGGGUUCUGUCUUUCACAGUCACCCUCUCUGGGGCUAGAGGAAAAAGGAGAAUUUAUGCAGUUAAGCAGACAUCCCCACGAUGCCCAGACUGGUCUGUGGGCUGCAAGGCUCAUGUUCCUACCAUGUCAUGCAGCAAAAUGUAAUGCUGAGCAGCAGAGGCAGACCUUUUGCUGACAGUCCAAGGCAACCCUGAGAGACUGUGUCGCUCUUCUUACAUGGUUUACGUGCAAAGCUCUCACCUUCAGGCUGAACAGGACAUGCAGGGGAUAUUAGAGCUGUUGGUGAACUUGCACCAGACGCGUAUUUCAGUUGUUUGACAAGAUCAGCGUUUGAAACAUAUCAACUGGCAGUGAUGGCUGUCCUACAUCACUCCUGAUUUUGUAAUUUUUUUUUCUUUUUUUUUUUUUUUAAUAAAAAUAUUGAGACGACC